Molecule: messenger RNA, 792 nt
Organism: Durusdinium trenchii
Lineage: Eukaryota; Dinophyceae; Suessiales; Symbiodiniaceae
Source: the annotation of a GenBank genome assembly
AUGCUCUACCGUCUCAACAAGAUUGACCAGGCCCUGGUGGAAGUCUUGCCAGCAGUGAGGUGGCGCCAGGAUGAGUAUGCCAUCAGGGGCCUCCAGGCCUUGGCCUUUACCCGGUGGAAACAGAAUCGACACCGGGAGGCUCUGGCCCGGUUUCAUGAGAUGGAGGGAUGGGUUGGCAAGAGUGCUCCCUUGUGCGAGAACAUCGGCCACACCUACAAUGCGAAUGCUCCAGAUUCCAACAUGUCCAGCGAUCAGCAAGGCGGCUCCUUGUUGGGCCUUGCCGGGGUUCGUGAGAAGCAGCAGCUCUGGGCUGAAGCGCGGCAGGCGGCACAGGAGGCCUAUGACAUCUACAAGGCAAGGGAUGUGCAGCGGGGCUGGGACUCCUCAUUAACCGCGAAGGCAGCCAUGGCGGUCAGCAAGAUGGAUCUGAAACUGGGGAAUUUGGAGCAGGCCUUGGCCAAAGCCGAGGAGGCCUUGCGGCUCUUCGAACUGACCAGUGGCAGCCAAAGCCCUUUGAUGUCCACAGCCUAUCGCCGCAUGGGUGAGAUCUACAUGAAGAAGGGUUUGUACGUGGAAGCACGACAAGCCUUUCACAAGGCCUACAAACUGGAGGCUGUGAAGGAUGCCUUUGAUUUGACGGAGAUCGUGAUUUUGCACCAGUCGCUCAUGGACGCACACCUGGGUCGAGGACCUUUGCAACGCUCCGCCUUCAGGGUCUACUUCCGCACGGCUGCGCAGGUGCUCAAGCGCGUCAAAGAACUGAAACAAGAUGGAGACUUGUCCUUAUCCUGA